Molecule: messenger RNA, 4269 nt
Organism: Xiphophorus hellerii (green swordtail)
Lineage: Eukaryota; Metazoa; Chordata; Actinopteri; Cyprinodontiformes; Poeciliidae
Gene: nolc1
Product: nucleolar and coiled-body phosphoprotein 1
Exons: 13
Coding region: 40-3555 (1171 amino acids)
Cellular component (GO): nucleoplasm; nucleolus
Molecular function (GO): protein binding
Source: RefSeq, a predicted model, not a curated record
CUUUAGUCACUUCCUCUCUGUCCUAGGAGCGUGGUAAAGAUGGCGGAGCCAAACUCUGUCCCAAGUGAUCUCUAUAAAUGCGUUUAUUCGUUCCUGCUGGAGAACAAGUUCACCAAGGCGGCUCAGCAGUUCAUCAAGCAGACUAAAGUUAUUCCACAAGAUCAAAAUGAAGAAAGUCUGGUCAACAUCUACAACUUCUGGGUGAAGUCUCCUGAGGCCAGGAAACGGAAAGCAGCUCCAGCGUCAGUUAAUGGACCAUCAGCCAAGAAGGCCAGGCCCAGCGCAGAAAGCUCCAGCAGUGAGGACUCAAGUGACUCUGAGGAGGAGAAGAAGGCUCCUGUAAAGACUGCUCUUAAGGCUGCGCCUGCUGCUGCAGCGGGUAGCAGCACGAGGAAGAAGGACAGCAGCUCUAGCAGCGAAGAGUCAGACUCUGAAGAUGAGCAACCCGCCAAAGCUCCUGCAGCGAAAGUCGUCACAGCAGCCAAAGCAGUUGCUUCUGCUCAGAAGAAGCAGGAGAGCAGCAGUGAAGACAGCUCCUCCGACUCUGAGGAUGAACCACCAGCAAAGGCUCCUGCUAAAGCUGCUCCAGUAAACAAAGCUGCAGCUCCAGUAAACAAAGCUGCAGCUCCUGCUGAAUCCAGCAGUGAAGACUCUUCAUCUGAAGAUGAAACUCCACCAAGCAAAAAACCCAAACCAGGACCGUACAGCGCCGUCCCUCCUCCUGCCUCCAUCCAGAAGGCUCCUGCUGCAGCUGCUGCUAGCAAAGCCAAGGCCAGUGAGUCCUCAGAGAGCAGCGAUGACAGUAGUGAUGAAGAGGAGAAGAAGAAGGCGGCUGUAAAACCUGCUCCUGUGAAGAAAACCACCACAAAACCUGCAGCGACCAAACCUGCAGCAAAGAAGCAAGAGUCCAGUUCAGAGAGCUCCGAUUCAAGCUCAGAUGAAGAAGAAGCCAAGAAGCCUGCAGCUAAAGCAGCCCCGGCUAAAGCAGCCCCGGCUAAAGCAGCCCCGGCUAAAGCAGCCCCGGCUAAAGCAGCCCCGGCUAAAGCAGCCCCGGCUAAAGCAACCCCGGCUAAAGCAACCCCGGCUAAAGCAACCCCGGCUAAAGCAACCCCGGCUAAAGCAACCCCGGCUAAAGCAACCCUGGCUAAAGCAGAAGACUCUGAGGAAGACUCAAGUUCAGAUGAGGAGGAAGAGGAGGUGAAGAAACCUGCAGCAAAGACUCCUCCUGCCAAACCUGCUGCUGCUACUAAAGCUGCUGCGUCCAACACUCCUGCUAAAAAGGAUUCCUCCUCUUCCUCAGAGGAUUCCAGCUCAGAGGAGGAACAGAAGGCGGUUAAAAAACCAGCAGCCAAAGCUCCAUCUGCAAAAACCGCUGCAGCAAAGAAAGACGAGACCUCGAGUUCAGAAAGCAGCUCUGAAGAUGAGGCUUCAGCAAAGCCGCCCACCAAGGCCGUGACCCCGAAGGCCCAGCUUGCUGCCUCUAAAUCCCCUGCCAAGGCAGCAGAGACGAGCUCAGACUCAGAGGAUUCCUCUGACGAAGAGGACGAACCCCCAAAAUCUAAGCCAGUUGCUAAAGCAGCAGCUGCUGCUGCUCCUAAACCAGCUGCCCCAAAACUCGCUGCCCCAGCUGCAAAGCCUGCUGCAGCAGCAGACAGCAGCUCCGACUCCUCCUCUGAAGAUGAUGAGCCGGCGAAGACCAAACAAACAGCCCCUAAAGUGGCAACACCAGCUUCAAAAGCUUCAACUCCUGCAGCCAAACCUGCAGCAGCAGCAGAGAGCAGCUCAGACUCUGACUCAUCAGACGAAGAAGAAGAGCCGGCUAAGGCUAAGCCAGCGUCAAAACCUGGAACACCUGCAGCCAAGGCAGCUACCCCAGCCUCAAAGCCUGCAGCUAAAAUUGCUUCUAAAACUGCAGCUGGCACAUCAAAGCCUGCAACACCUGCAGGAAAACCUGCAGCAGAAAGCAGUUCUGACUCUGACUCUUCUUCUGAAGAUGAAGAACCAGCCAAGGCUAAACCAACAGCAACUAAAGCACCUACCUCAGCCUCAAAGCCUGCAGCUAAAACUGCAGCAGAAAGCAGUUCUGACUCUGACUCUUCUUCUGAAGAUGAAAAACCAACCAAGGCUAAACUUACAGCAACUAAAACAUCUGCCCCAGCCUCAAAGUCUGCAGCUAAAACUGCAGCUGGCACAUCAAAGCCUGCAACACCUGCAGGAAAACCUGCAGCAGAAAGCAGUUCUGACUCUGACUCUUCUUCUGAAGAUGAAGAACCAGCCAAGGCUAAACUUACAGCAACUAAAGCACCUACCCCAGCCUCAAAGUCUGCAGCUAAAACUGCAGCUGGCACAUCAAAGCCUGCAACACCUGCAGGAAAACCUGCAGCAGAAAGCAGUUCUGACUCUGACUCUUCUUCUGAAGAUGAAGAACCAGCCAAGGCUAAACUUACAGCAACUAAAGCACCUACCCCAGCCUCAAAGUCUGCAGCUAAAACUGCAGCUGGCACAUCAAAGCCUGCAACACCUGCAGGAAAACCUGCAGCAGAAAGCAGUUCUGACUCUGACUCUUCUUCUGAAGAUGAAGAACCAGCCAAGGCUAAACCAACAGCAACUAAAACAUCUUCCCCAGCCUCAAAGCCUACAGCUAAAACUGUCGCUGGAGCAUCAAAGCCUGCGACACCUGCAGGAAAACCUGCAGCAAAACCUGCAGCAUCCUCUGAAAGCAGCUCUGACUCUUCCUCUGAAGAUGAAGAAGCAGCUAAACCCAAAGCUGCAGUGACCAAAGCAGCAACCCCAGCCUCAAAGGCUGCCGCCUCAAAGCCUGCUACUCCUGCAGCAAAAACUGGUAAAACAAAGAGCAGCUCAGAGUCUGACAGCUCCGACUCAGAAGAAGAGGCCUCUCCUGCUAAACCUGCAGCCACCAACGGCAAAGCAGCGACUCCUAAAGCUGCAGCUACAGUGGCGAAGGCAACUGGUAAGCCUGCUGAGUCUUCGUCCAGUGACAGCAGCUCUGAGGAGGAAGUAGCCUGUAAAACUAGUCAAGUUAAAGCUGCUGCUGCAGCAGCAAAGAGCAAGACGAUGGCGGCAGCCAAAGCCGAGGAGAGCAGCAGCUCCUCAGACAGUUCCUCAGAAGACGAAGCUCCGCGGAAAGCAGCCACGGCUCCCCCCACUCCCACAGCCAACAAUACAAAUGGAAAGAGGAAACGUGAUGAAGAGUCAUCAGAAAGUGAAGAGGAGGAAGAGGCAGCUGUAAAGACGCCAAAAAAUAAGAAAGUAACGACCACACCGCAGACUUUCCCCAAAGCCAACAAGAAGUCCACCAACAUACCGUUUCGUAGAAUAGUCGAAGAACGCGUAGAAGUCGAUCCCCGACUGGCAGAUAACUCCUUUGAAGCUAAGCAUGGAGCCAACGGAGACUGGGGACAGAGAGCUAAUGAGGCUCUCAAGUUUACCAAAGGAAAGUCAUUCCGCCACGAAAAGACGAAAAAGAAGAGAGGGAGCUACCGCGGCGGAGCCAUUUCCACCUCAGUCAACUCCAUCAAGUUUGACAGUGAUUGAUCUCUCUUAAUCCAGCUGUAACCCAGCUGUGUGCUCAGGAAUCUGUUGUUUGGUCCCUCAGCCCUUGGAGACGGUCUGAGCAUCACCUGAGCAACUGAGCCCAGCUGGCACUUAAUGUACUCAUCUACCUUUGGUCUUUGAUCUGAUUCAAGGUGUGAUAUUACUUAUGGCCACUAGGUGGCUGCAGGCCGCCAAUUGAUGGUACAGAGCUGAAGCUUAUGUUAACCUGCCCCUCUGUCUCAAACGAUUUGUGUCCUGUAACUUUCAUUCUAUAGGUUUAAUUGUCAAUUAUCUCUCAGUGAAUGACAUCCAUCCGACCUAUCAGGCUCAGUAUGUGUUUUUUUUUUUUUGUAAUGGAUCUGAGGUAUUGUUAAAUUUAGAUUUGGAGCAGUGAGUGUUUGGGCUUUUUUUCCCCUCUUACAAUCACAGUAAACAUUAAAGUUUUAUACUGUAUUUAUAGUAAAAUUUUAUUCCAGGUGGGAUUGUUAGAGCCACCAAUUUCUGCUCCAUGCCUUUUCUAAAGGAACUUUUGUUUUGAUCCUGUUUGUUUUGAUGUGAGGAUGCUCAUGUUAACCCUCCACGUUGUUCAGUAGUGAUAAUGAAUUAUUAGUAGAACUGAGAGCCGUCUUUUCAGUGUAAUGUUGAAGCUUCUGGUUUUUUUUUAUUAUUCUUCUAACUUUAAAUAAAAAUCUAACAAUAAAAUAUUUGCGUUGA